CCCUCCCUCAGGUUGGACGUAGUGCGGCGCCGCGGGCUGGCGCGAGGGUGCGAGGCAAGAUGGCGCUGACUCAGGGCACGAAGCGAAAAGUCUGUUACUACUAUGACGGGGAUGUUGGAAAUUACUACUAUGGGCAGGGUCACCCCAUGAAACCCCAUCGAAUCCGAAUGACUCACAACUUGCUACUAAACUAUGGACUCUACCGGAAGAUGGAAAUCUAUCGGCCCCACAAAGCCCAUGCAGAUGAGAUGACCAAGUACCACAGUGAUGACUACAUUAAGUUUUUGCGUUCAAUCCGCCCCGAUAAUAUGUCAGAAUACAGCAAGCAGAUGCAGAGAUUUAACGUUGGUGAAGACUGCCCAGUGUUUGAUGGCUUAUUUGAGUUCUGUCAGUUAUCCACCGGUGGAUCUGUAGCAAGUGCGGUGAAGCUUAAUAAACAGCAGACGGACAUUGCUGUGAACUGGGCUGGGGGCCUGCACCAUGCUAAGAAGUCUGAAGCUUCUGGCUUCUGUUACGUCAAUGAUAUUGUGUUGGCCAUCCUGGAACUGUUAAAGUACCACCAGAGGGUGCUGUACAUUGACAUUGACAUUCACCAUGGCGAUGGCGUGGAAGAAGCUUUCUACACCACUGAUCGGGUCAUGACAGUGUCCUUUCAUAAGUAUGGAGAGUACUUCCCCGGAACUGGUGACCUGCGGGACAUUGGAGCUGGCAAAGGCAAAUACUACGCUGUCAACUACCCACUUCGAGAUGGGAUUGAUGACGAGUCUUAUGAGGCCAUUUUUAAACCAGUUAUGUCCAAGGUGAUGGAAACCUUUCAGCCCAGUGCAGUGGUCUUGCAGUGUGGUUCUGAUUCUCUGUCUGGAGACCGAUUAGGUUGUUUCAACCUUACCAUUAAAGGCCAUGCCAAAUGUGUGGAAUUUGUCAAGAGCUUCAAUCUACCCAUGCUGAUGCUGGGAGGGGGUGGCUAUACCAUCCGCAAUGUAGCCAGGUGCUGGACAUAUGAGACAGCUGUGGCCUUGGACACGGAGAUCCCCAAUGAACUUCCCUACAAUGAUUACUUUGAAUACUUUGGACCGGAUUUCAAACUUCAUAUCAGCCCAUCUAACAUGACAAACCAGAAUACCAAUGAGUACUUGGAGAAGAUCAAGCAGAGGUUGUUUGAGAAUCUUCGCAUGUUGCCACAUGCCCCUGGUGUCCAGAUGCAACCCAUUCCUGAGGAUGGGAUACAGGAGGACAGUGGAGAUGAGGAUGAGGAAGAUCCUGACAAGCGCAUUUCAAUAUGCUCCUCAGACAAGAGAAUUGCUUGUGAGGAGGAGUUUUCAGACUCAGACGAGGAAGGUGAGGGUGGUCGAAAGAACUCAUCCAACUUCAAGAAAGCCAAGAGGGUCAAAAUGGAAGAGGAGAAAGAUCGAGAGCCAGAGGAGAAGAAAGAGGCAAAAGAGGAGGAGAAGACAAAGGAAGAGAAACCUGAAGCCAAAGGGGUGAAGGAGGAGACCAAGUCUGCCUGAGCUCUCCAGCUUUCCUUGGAGCCUGCUGCCCAUACCUCCCUUCAGUUUCCUUACCCCUACAUCCUCAGAGUUUAUAUUUUCUAUGUCUCUCUAUUUAUAUAUAAUUAUAUGAGAUAGAACUGUCCCCAGAACACAGGAACUAGGGGUUUUGCUGUUAACAGGCUGCCCGAUCCAGUGCCUUUGUUGCCUUGCACACCUGAGUCCCCAGCAGGUGAAACCAUUUCUUCCUUCCCUGUAUUGUUUUAAACACAACCCCUUGACUGACUUGCUGUUUAGGGCCUGGGAGCAUUUUUCUGGGUGGG
Phascolarctos cinereus (koala) is the source of this 1810-nucleotide messenger RNA. RefSeq names its product histone deacetylase 1 (gene HDAC1). Gene Ontology annotation, biological process: heterochromatin formation. The record is from RefSeq and is a predicted model, not a curated record. Gene Ontology annotation, cellular component: NuRD complex. NCBI's taxonomy places the organism in Eukaryota, Metazoa, Chordata, Mammalia, Diprotodontia, Phascolarctidae. Gene Ontology annotation, molecular function: histone deacetylase activity.